This is a messenger RNA of Cimex lectularius (bed bug), 3840 nucleotides long. RefSeq lists its product as uncharacterized. Gene Ontology annotation, biological process: imaginal disc-derived wing hair organization. The transcript has 8 exons. The record is from RefSeq and is a predicted model, not a curated record. The coding region runs from base 171 to 3770 and encodes 1199 amino acids. Gene Ontology annotation, cellular component: cell cortex. Lineage: Eukaryota; Metazoa; Arthropoda; Insecta; Hemiptera; Cimicidae.
UCAGGAUUUUUUUUGUCAGUGUAACCCGUCUGUUAAGGCCAGGUUAGGCUUAGGUAGGGCUAGGUUACGGUUAGAAAUGGCUAGGUAAGGUUGGGUUAGGGUUAGAUUACUUUUAAGUAGGAUUAUGGUUAGGAUUAGAGACGGGUUGGAUUACUUAUUCCACGAACUUAAUGAAGUAUUAUUUUUUUGUUUGUUUCAGGACAUGCAAUUUGAAGAGGAUGCUAUUCGGCCUUGUCGGGCUUUUACUGCUGAUAGGGAGUUCGAGUUGCCAAAGCAAUUCCCACAUCACUAGGCAACACCCGACAGAUCAAUUUCAACUUUACGGCAAUUGCCUUGAGGAUGCUUGCGUCGAGGAAAGCAGCGGCACGGCGGAACUGGCCGGCUCUUGCACUUGCAAAUGCCUACCCCAUCUGCCCGUCUUCAGAGAAGAUUUGCACAUAUGCGUCGACGACAUCCACGAAUGUACACUUGCUCCAUUUGUGACAGGAUCAACCCAUCAAAAAGUACCGUACGUUUUCCUUCCCCUGAAAGGACAAAUCAUACACCCCAGUUCAGCAAUCCAAUUUACCGAUGUCACCGCUCCCAUUUGUGUCGUGUCAGGGGCUAAAUAUUUGACAAAAAAUGGUUGGACAGAACUUAGGAACAAAUCAGAGGCGGAACCACCUUUUAGAUUGUUGAAAGAUGAAGGAAAAACUUAUUUGCAGUGGUUGGGAGAAAGUGACCUGCGCCUGUCAAUGGAAGGAAGGCUUAUUUUGAUUCACCUUCUAUGCAAAGAUAUGGAUGAUAUUGAAAAUCAAAAUAACAAUAUUUUCACUCCAUGCGUUUCAUUUAGAGUUGCUGGUACACCAAGUGAUACCAAUGCAUGGACAGGUGUAAGAGAGGUGUCUUUCUCAGUAGAUAGCCAGAACAAUAACAAUGGAAGCAUUGGAUCAGGUUACAUUUCAGUCGCUUUGUGCUCUGUUGUAAUCGGCCUGAUAUACGUGGCAUCUGUCGUCCUGUAUAUUCAAUUGAGAAAAAAGAAUACGAAUCAAAAGGAACCAUCGACACCGCACAUAGGUGUUGCCGAGGAGGGAAUCGUUAAGAACAACCCACUCUUGAGGCACUGCCAUGACAAUGUUCUUUAUCUACCAGAAUCCGCCCAUUCGUGUAGUGAUUCUGAUGGAAGCUCUGACAGGAUCCAACUGUCAGAUGAUAGCACGUGUGAACCUGCUGUUAAUGUUGAGGUCACGUCUGCUGUAGUCCACCCUUGCACAAUUUCAAGAGAAAAAGAAAAGAACACACUGUCAAAUAUCCAAUCGCAAGAUAAUAUCAUUGAAAAACAUCCAGAAGAGAAUGUAUCAAUUAUUGAAACUCUUGACACAAGGGAAGAUAAGCCAGAAAAGAUUUGUGCUAUUGCUUGUUCCAAUGUCAGACGAAAACUGUACUUCAAUCCUUCAUUCUUUCAGCAUGAACUACUAUUGGCCCCACCACCUGCAGCUAUUGAAUUUCUGACAAAAAUUAGAGAAGUGAUAUCAAUAGCCAAAUCAAAGAUGCAAGCAAAACGCUUUUCACCAUCACUUUUAAGAAUACCCGAAGAAAAUGAAAAUAAAUCCAGUGAUGGCGAGACUUGCAAUGGCAGUCGGUUGAAUCAGUAUGUACCUUCCGUGAAUUCGAACAAGCUGCUUUCGUCCGACGGGUUGAACAGUUGUCGUAAUUGUUGUAAAACACCAGAAAACAAACAACGCAGUGUAGAAAAAUGGCUAGCGAAUGUUCCUGUGGUUAGCAAUGAAUUUGGCUCUGCUGAUGAUACAGAUGAAAAAGCAUCUGAUUUGAGUGAAUGGGUUACGGAUAACAAUAGUUUGGAUAAAUUAAGAAAGAGUUUCUUCCAGCAGGAUGAUGAUGUAAUCAGUAGUGAAGAAAAUCCUUCAGAAUUUAACGUGAACUACUGCAAUCGAAAGCUAUUGCUAUAUGAUAAUUUAACAAAGAAAAAAGGAGAAACAAUGCUCAAGGGUGAUAAGACGCCUGACAUUCUUUAUACCAUACCGAUUAUUUCUACAACAGAAGAAACAGGUAAAAAUAACAAUAAUCAGAUGACAUCAUCUACAAGCAGUUUUAAGAACUUUACAGUAAAUGAAGUAAACCAGGAUGAAGACAACACCACUCUUUCACAUUCAGACUCAUCUCUGGACAAGAAACCUGAUGAGCAAACUUCCCAGUAUGAAUUAAUUUGUAAUAAAAACUACGAAGGUGAAGAAAACGGUUCUGAACUUGAAACAAUGAAAUUCAAAGGAGGCUUUGCAGUUUCUUGUGAUUACAUUGAUAUUCAGAACACUACAGGUGGCAUUCAGUCAAAAGAUCUUAAUUUUCCAUAUUAUAUAACCAAUAAUCCAUAUACAAGGAAUACACGUGCAAUGUCUGAAAUCCACUUGAAUGAAAAGAAGGAUGAUCAUGAUUAUGAAAUGAUAAUGUUAAACAACAUUGAAGAAACUAAAUCACUUCCGGAUUUUUGCAGCAGGCCUGGUGGGUACAGCUUGAUCAGUGAAGUAUACGUAAACAGCGGUUUUGGAUUUUCAAGCAGCCAGUCUAGUAUAAAUAGCAAUAAUGAUUCAACUUAUUCUCCAGUGGGUGGGAAACCAGUCAGUGUCAGCAAAGACGGUUUGGAACAUCUUACAAUUAAUAUUAAAGAAAGUCCAACAAAUCACACCGAUGAAGAUUCUGAUAAUUUUGAACCUGACACCCUGGAUCGUAAACCAAAUAAUUUAGUAAUUCCUGGUGAUACAACAAGUAAACUUCAAAUAACCAAUGACUUUUUUACCGAUUCACUGGAGAGACAAGCACAGAUUUCAUUAAAGUCGACGGGAAGUUUCAGAAAAGAUUUCAGUUGCAUUCAUUCUACUGCGAUUCCUAACAGGAAUCGUGGGGUUGUUUUAAACCGGGCAUUUGGAAGUUUACGAGAAAUAUUCAUGGCGAAAAAUAAUUACAACCAAUGCACUCACCGUUCUUCCAAGCCUUGUUCUUUCACAGAUGUACUUAAUUGUACAAACCCUCCUAAUCAGAUCUCUAAUUUGUAUUGGAACAGGGAGAAAUAUUUGAAAACACUGAAACCUGAAUCGAAGCAGGCAAAAAGACAGAGGCAGCCUGACCCACCAAACCAUUCUUUAAUUAGUCCACCCCAACCCCCUGAUUUUAUGAUCGAUCUUCCUAAUGAAUCAAAUGUACCUGCUCUGCCAACAAAGUCAUUUAAAUUGAAUAUACAUGAUGACGUUCAUGGCUGCGACAGAGUAUCCUCUCUGAGCUGUCCGUUUGACUUGAUGUGCAAUAAAAACCACCCAAUCGAACGAGCAAAUGGUGCAAAUAGGCAUCUGUCACCAAUUCCCAAAUGCCAAAUCGAGCCACGACUGAAUUUAAGGAAUUUUGAAAGAUUCCCAAACGGGGUUUGUCAUUUAGGAAAUAUUGACAACCACUGUACAGGCUCUGAAUUAAUUUCUGGAUCAAUCCAUUUACCUGAUAAUUUAAAGAUAAACCAUAGUUUGCCAAAAGUUGAUAAAUCGGCUAAUCUGUCCCACCAAGCAAAUCUUCUUCUCAAUAGAACUGAGGAUUCCGGCUAUUUGAGCACCGACUCGAAUACUUCUGACAAACCUCUGAGAAGAGAUGGCAGUUUAAGUGAAACAGAUGAUUCAUUUUUUGAUGGCGCCAGUGAAUCCGGAGCAGAGAGCAUAGCUACUGAUUCUUUCUUCUUUGGAAAAACCCACCAAAAUUCAUUAGACAAACCUUUAGAGACCCAAUCUUAAUUUAACAAUGCAUGUAUCUUUGCAUUCUAUUGUAAAAAUGUUCACUUAUAUUAGCUUGUAAGAAAUUGUA